CCCCAGCUCAAAAGAUUUGUCGUUACAAGAUGAAGGUUUUGAUAGCAUUGAGCUUGUUGGUAGCUCUCUCAUUGGGUCACCCCAGUGUUGAGCUUAGAGCAGAAUACUAUCCUUCAGCCCCAAGGAAUUUUAGCAUCGAUCCAAAUUUCAGGAUUGUAGGAGGCCAUAAUGCGGAGAGAGGCCAAUUUCCCUAUCAAGCAUCUCUGCAAAUGCGUAGUUCUGCUACUCGGUACUCCCACAUUUGUGGUGGCUCAAUUAUAUCUAAAAACUGGAUCCUCAGUGCAGCCCACUGCACUCAAUCCGCCGCAAGUUCGUACCGAGUAGUAGUUGGAGUUAUUUUGCAAACCGAUCAAAAUAUUCCUGGUCAGCAAAUUAUUGCUGUUCGGCAAAUCAUUAACCAUCCAGGUUACCCAGGUGGCGUUCAAGUAUCUGCUGAUGAUGUUUGUCUAAUUCGCUUAUCAAAGCCGCUGAGCUUCACAGCCAACGUACAACCAAUUGCAAUUCCGCCGCAAGGGGCAAAAUACCAAGGCUCAUCAACUUUAUCUGGCUGGGGACUUACAGUAUCCGGAGGAAAUAUACCGAACCAUCUUCAGUACGCUAUUUUACCAUUGGUUGAAGAAUACAAAUGUGAGAGAAUAUUAAGGGCUCUUCUUGGAAGCAACAGUCCUUUCAGUCCCAAUCUCAACGUUUGCUCUGGAAUCAGGCUUGGAGGUGAAUCUGCAUGCAGUGGUGACAGUGGCGGACCAUUGGAACACAAUGGAAGAGUUGUCGGUAUUGUUUCCUGGGUAUUGAUGCCAUGUGGUGCAUGGGAUGCUCCAUCUGUUUAUGCCAAGACUUCCGCUUACAGCAACUGGAUUGUCCAACAGACUAAAGGAGAAGUUAGGCCUCGAUAAAUAUAAAUAUAGUUAUUUAUUGAUAAUAUGACAAAUGAAAAUAAAAAACAUAAACAUUCAAAAUUACAAAAAAUUAUAAAUUAA
Ceutorhynchus assimilis (cabbage seed weevil) is the source of this 977-nucleotide messenger RNA. The record is from the annotation of a GenBank genome assembly. Lineage: Eukaryota; Metazoa; Arthropoda; Insecta; Coleoptera; Curculionidae.